AUGGCACAGCAUCACCUGCCCUCAUUUCUUUAUUCAGAAAGCCUUGUGAAGUGCCGGGAGACUCCGCCAUGAGGUGGCGAGGAUACAGAUGCAUCAGUUGUUUACUGUGAUUUUGUUUUGACGGUCACGGUAAUGAAAGCGCCGUGAUCGAGUAAGAAAUCGCUUUGGAUUCGGAGUGAAGCGGCGUUUGCGCAGCUCCGUCAGAUGGUUUGAUGUAGCCCGGUCUGUGAUCGGUGGCACAUGCGUGUGUAGACAACACGACCGCGCUCUCGCGUUUAGGCAUGCCGAGGAGCUGAUUUUGCAGGAUUGUGGUUGAACAUGUCUGAGGAGGUUGGCGGGGUAACAUUCAUCUGCGGCUCUGAGUCCAUAUGGGCUUUUUAGAGCAAUCCGAGAAACACUGACGUUCAAGUUGCAUGGGGCUAUUUUCUUCUCUGCGAGCGGUUUUCCCCUGUUGCUCUCUCUGUCCCUUUUUCUUAUUUCUAGCUCUCCUCCUGCACUGUCAUCUUGUUUUCAGUACUUCAGAUAUCAUCAAGACUGGCAAGAAUUACUCCAAAACAUAUGAGAACAUCAUCCUUCUUUGCAAAAAGGAGAAGGUCAGAAUUGGAACCUGCUUGGUGGAUCGUUUAAGAUGUUACUAUAGGAAAGACUGUGGCAGGGAGUACAUGUUGAUGAAACUGAUUUGUUCAGUGAGCUCGAACCAGAGCAGUCAUGCUCAUGAGUACCCAGACUGCCAGGAAGGGGGUAAUGAAGCCAGCCUGCUGGUGUCCCCUCUGGUGGUGGCUGGCAUCGUCAUCGGCCUGGUGCUCUUCCUCUCCUGCGUCACCAUCAUUGUGGGCAGCCUGCGCAAAGAUAGCCGCCUGCGCAACCCCCACCUGCGUGCCAGCUACGCUCCAGAUGGCCUCUCAUAUGGUGGCUCCAUUGGAGAGCUGAGGUCCACUUGUGUUGAGGACUUUCCUCCUGCAUUUGACUUCGACUCAUAUGUGGAGACGCUGUCUCAAGUCAACGUCAUGUACCCAGACUCCCCACCUCAUUAUGAUGAGUGCGUGGGACAAGGGACGCAGAUAUAUGUUCCUACGGACGAUCCGCCCCCCUACUCCCUCACAGACCCGUGCCGGGAGCAUCCCGCCCCUCACCAUCGCCGGGAGAUGGAGGACCUGCUCGCCGGUGCUUCUUGGGUGUCAGCAAGCGGCCCGUCCCAUUACCCGACCAGACUGCAGGACUUCAGGCACCAGCCAAUCGCCUCCAUCUCUUUGUCAGCCUUACCUUUAGAUGAGGCGCCGCCGUACGAGGCAGUAGUGAGUGAACAAAACCAGCCCCUUCCUCUGAUGCCCCUGGAUCUGCUCAAACACACAUCAACAGACAGCAGUCCUCAGGACGGCGUUUCCCACAGGAUCCUGUAAUCCAGGCCUCUCCCGCACACUCAUACGUCACUGUACCAAACCAGCUUUCGAGAGGGACUGUAUUGUGCGUCUGGGGUCUCCGGAGUCGAGAGCUGAAACGGACACCUGCAGGAGACCACAGUUACCUCUCGCUUCGGCCGACACAGACACCGCACCUCCUGUUUCCUGUGACCCAGCGGGAGCCGUCAUGAGAGCACAGGGCUAUCGACCACUUUUUUGUGCGUCACCUCACUUUGUCUUUUGCUUAUGGUGUAAUUAGAUGUCGACGUGUGUCCUCUUUUACUGGUAGACUGAUAGAUGAUUUCAACACCACAAGCAGCGCUUUCAACAACUACUGAAAUGUGCCCUUCUGGAGGUCAGAGAAGAGCGGAGAGCCUCUUAAUAAACCUGAGGCCGUAAUAGAGAUAUUUACAUAGGAAUAGAUAUCCGUCUUUCUUUUUAGAACGAAAAUGUGUAUUUCUGCAUGACUGACUGUGUUUUUUCAACAGGUCUAUUACAACUUUUUCUUUUUUUUUGUUGCUGUUGUUUUUUUUUCUUCAAAUUUUGGGUUGGUUUGGGUUUCAUUUGAGGAUCAAAACCUUUCAUUAAGGUUGUCCUAAAUAGGACAACGUUUUUGAUCCACUUCAAAUGUUGACUACUAUUUACUUUUUCUAAACGGAAAGGUUUUUUUUUUUAAGACGAUAUUUUGUAAAUUUAAUAACUAGAAAAACUAGCAAAGAUGAGAAAUUGUUAUCUUUAAUAGAAAUCUGAAUGUCAUCACAAAAAUCAAUAUGCUUUUAAUCCACAUUUUUUACCCAUCGUUUCAUUUCUUUUCUCCUUUACAUCAGUGGUUCUCAACCAGAGGGGCCAAGGGCCCACUGGGGGGCCUAAACCAAGCUUCCUGAUAAGCCUUCAAAUGAUUUCUAUUUAGUUAUAUUAGCAUAAUCUUAAAAGAACAGUUUUAAAACUUAAAAUAUGCUCAGAACAUCUCUAGACGAGCUCUUCGUCCAAAGAGAUUUCGAGAAAUUCAGCAUGACGUCUCUUGCUCUGCAGUGAACGGGUGCCGUCGACAGCUGAUAAAAACGUCACGAUAAUCCACAAAUAAUCAAUGUGAGCCCGGUCCAUCAGUUAAGCAUCCUGCGAAUAUCGUCUUGGGUUCAAAAAAGGUUGAGAACCGCUGUUUUACAUCAGUUUCACUGUGAUUUAUUUAUAUUUCCUUCUGUUUGCAGAGACCGCUGUUUUCCUAGUCUCAAACGCGUCUGAAGAUCUUAUUAGGUGAACAGCAGAUGUGCGAUAAGCGAUAUCAAUGCAUAAGACGAUACAAACUGUAGUUAGAAAGGGCUUUAGGAAACACUUCGCCAAAGGGUGUAAAACAGUUGUUCUCCAAAAACUGCAUCGAUGCUGUGUACAUUAGAACAUACGAGCUGAGACUGCUAACUAAGUAGCUCAAUUGCAAAGUCGCUGUAGCAUCAACGUUAUGAAACGAAACAUAAGACACAUUCUUGCUGGACACAUUCUGUGCUUCCAAAACAUUCACGUAUCAGAUUCGUUUCUGUUUUUUUUGUUCUAACGUUGCCCACUUCAUUCAUCGUAACACAAUGGCUUCGCCACAUGCAUGUUUCUAAUAUACAAUGUGCCUAUUAAUCACCAUGACUGUUAGAUUAACGACAAAGUGAAGGAAAUCUCAUUCCAAAACACGCGUAUAUACAUACAUUUGUUUCUAUAUUUAAAGGCUGCCCAGAAACGACACUGCAUGACACCUCACCUCCGUUCUCGCCACUUUCCCCUUACGGCACGAAAGUGAAUACUUGCAGAAAAAAAAGGGACCGUAAGGAAUUUUAAAAAUCGAAUUUGAUGCAUGAAUGCGUUUCUUGUGUAGUGAAAAGCAGCUCAAAGCAGAAAUGAAUAUUAAAUGACCCUCUGUUAUUUAUUUAUUGUAGUUCGAACGGAUGUCGACUUUGGACUCUCAUAUUAUAGUGCUUUUGACUUCCAUCGGUGUUUAGUUGAAAAGUUUAUACUCGCCGCCUACGAAGAAAGGCUACUUUUUCUAUAACGACACGUCUGAAGUAGCAUUACAAGGAAAUUUUGUGGAUGUCGAGCCUGUCUCGUAUAGCUCUGUAAAGGCAUGAGCUGCAUUGGUCAACACCUUAGAUGACGAAAUGAUCCAGAUGUUCUAUGACGUAAUGAGUAGAGGUGUGUUUAGCUGUUGCCACCGCACUGUAAUAACACUGUGUAUGUAAACCCUUGAGUCGAAGGGAAUAGUUGACCAAAAUAUGGAAAUUUGCUGAAAAUGUACCCUUUCGCCAUCUAAAGAUGUAGAUGGAUUUUGUUUCCUCAUUGAAACAGAUGUGGAGAAAUUACAGCGUUACAUUGCUUCCUAACCAGCGAAUGGGUGCCGUCAGAAGGAGAUUCAGAAACAGCUGAUUAAAACAUCACAAUAAGCCAGAAAUAAUCAACCUGGCAGUUGUUUGGAAGCUGUUUGUUUGUAAGGAACUCAUUUUGCAUUAAGGUACUUUAACUUGAAACUAUCACAUCUGGUUAAAAUAAUUAACAACACUGAAAAAGUCCAUCUCGGAUGUUCUUUUACAUCAGAAUCUGACAUAAGUUUGUUUAGAACUGCUUCGGUUUGUUUCUGUUUGUGAUGCAGACUCCUACUUUUUCACCGAAAGCCAUAUUAUAGUAUAUUUUCAGCAAUUUUGCGUUCUUUUUUGUGAACUAUUCCGUUAAUUCACAAUUGUUAGCAAGGCUGUAGCAUCUCCGUGUGCACAGAGAUCAAAUAAACACACACACAAUACAGAUUUAAAGGAAUAUUGCCAAACUCUCAAUGAAGAUCUACUUCCCAUCGGUCACGUACGGUAUUUAUUUUCCGUCGGUUUUAGGGUUUAGUGUAUGUUGGCCGCACCUAGUGAGCUGAAGCUCGUCGAAAUCACUUUAAACCGGCUUACAUUUGUGUGCUAAACUAUUUCAGCACUUCCAUUAGACCGCGCAGACAUGUUUCUCACACCAGAAUAGCACCUUACCAUCGAAGCUCCCUGUAAAUGUUGACUUCCAUCUAAUGAACACAUCCCAGACGUGUUAUUUCUCUGUCACUAUGUUGUGGUCGGUUGUCCAAAGUGAUGAUGCUGUUUCAUAGAGCUGCAGAUAUUGAUGUACGUUUUGUAUUAGAGUCUUUAUUCCUUUACCACUGUAUCUUAUGAAUAAAUAAAAUAAAAUACAAAAAACACGAGACUUC
This is a messenger RNA of Puntigrus tetrazona (Sumatra barb), 4611 nucleotides long. It is a transcript of the gene bean1, whose product is annotated as brain expressed, associated with NEDD4, 1. The record is from RefSeq and is a predicted model, not a curated record. Lineage: Eukaryota; Metazoa; Chordata; Actinopteri; Cypriniformes; Cyprinidae. The transcript has 6 exons. The coding region runs from base 414 to 1400 and encodes 328 amino acids.